Ahaetulla prasina is the source of this 5186-nucleotide messenger RNA. It is a transcript of the gene IMMP2L, whose product is annotated as inner mitochondrial membrane peptidase subunit 2. Gene Ontology annotation, biological process: mitochondrial respiratory chain complex assembly. Bases 146 to 676 code for a protein of 176 amino acids. NCBI's taxonomy places the organism in Eukaryota, Metazoa, Chordata, Lepidosauria, Squamata, Colubridae. Gene Ontology annotation, cellular component: mitochondrial inner membrane peptidase complex; membrane. The transcript is spliced from 7 exons. The record is from RefSeq and is a predicted model, not a curated record. Gene Ontology annotation, molecular function: serine-type endopeptidase activity.
GUGUUCAUUUCAAAUGAUUAUUUUAGAAAUUUGAUUAAGAUAAUCUAUUUUAUUUCAUCAUUUUCUAAAUUAUUUUUCAUCUAAUAUUAGAUGAGAUUGUUUGGAGUAACAUAAAAUGAAUAGGGUCCUUUCAGCUGCAUAAGAGAUGAAGAUAAAAUUUUGGUUUAAGAAAAGAAGGGCAAUUUUCAUCUGUUUCCUUUUUGUCAAAAGGAAGAUUAUUAUACAGAUGCAAGGCUUUGGGAGAAAAUAUAUUAAAGCCUUUUGGAAAGGUUUUUUUGUUGCUGUUCCUGUGACUGUCACUUUCCUCGACAGACUGGCUUGUAUAGCAAGAGUAGAAGGGACUUCAAUGCAGCCUUCACUGAAUCCAGUGGAACAGCGAAUAUCUGAUAUAGUGCUUUUAAAUCAUUGGAGUAUUCGGAAUUAUGAAGUACAACGUGGAGACAUAGUUUCACUUGUGUCUCCAAGAAACCCAGAACAGAAGAUCGUUAAACGAGUGAUUGCUCUUGAAGGGGACAUCAUCAAAACCAUAGGCUAUAAAAAGAAAUAUGUGAAAAUUCCACAUGGCCAUAUAUGGGUAGAAGGCGAUCAUCAUGGGCACAGCUUUGACAGCAAUGCUUUUGGUCCGUACUGGGGCCGCAACUCUGGAUUUUGUGGAUUGAAUGAAGCCCUGCACUAGGACUAACGUCCUUUCUGCAGGAGGGCCGAAUGUCAGCCUCCACAUGCUACCUUUAUUGUUUUAUUACUGUUAGUUAAUUGUUUUAUUGCUGUCUUUUAGUGCUAGGCAUUGGGAAGGGGUAAUGUAUCCUUGAUUAAGGGCUAGCUGCUUUGGCUGUCAUGAAAUGGAGGGGGGGAGUUUAGGCAGAAAUGAAACUUAAUUUGCUAGAGAUUAAUAGAAUGUAUUCAAAGUCUAGAAAGCGGGCUGAUAACACUCACAGCUAACGGUCCGUCCAUAACAGAGAGAUGAAACCAUCUGGAGAUGAUCCUCACGUGACACCUGAGGAAAAGGUGGAUUGGAAAAGGCUGCCUGACCUUUGGGGGGAGGAGGGAUUAAUGUGGGAACUUGUAUGUGUAAACCACACCUAUUGUCCAGAGCUUGCUUUACUUUCGGUGCAAUCAGUUCUUUUUUAAAAAAAUUAUUUUUAUUACGAUUUUUUUCCAUAACAAUUGUACAUAUUCAACAGAGCCAUGACAUUAUUGUAUAUUUUGGAUCUACCUUCCAUAUAAUUUCUAUAUACAUUAUAUACAUCUAAUCAUCAAUAGCCUUAUAUGUAUUUUGUUUUCUAUUUCUAUUGAUUGUCCAUGUCUACCAAUUUUCCCAGACCGCAUAGUAUUCUGAAUCUUUUUUUUCUUGUAGUUCUGUGGGAAGCCUGUCCAUUUCUGCGCAAUCACAUACUUUUUGGAUAAUCAGACUUUCUGGUGGUAUGUUACUAAGUUUCCAAUAUUGCACGAAUGCAAUCCUUGCCACUGUUAUAAUGUGCAAAAUCAAGUAUCUGGUUUUUUUAUCAAAUUUUGUCUUAAAUAUUCCCAAGAGAAAUGUUUCUGGAUUCAGUUCAAUUUGGCAUUUUGUUAUAUCCUGUAACCAUCCCUGCAUCUUAAUCCAGUACCUUUUCGCUGUAGGGCAUGUCCACUAGGCAUGAAAGAAGGUACCUUGAUGUUGAUUACAUUUCCAGCACUUUGGACUUAGAUUCGGGUACAUUUUGGCCAACCUAUCUGGUGCUAGGUGCCAGCGGUAAAGCAUUUUAUAUUGAUUUUCUUUGUAAGUAGUAGAUUUGAUUAAUUUUAAAUUUUUAUUCCAGAUUAAUUCCCAAUUAUCUAAAUCUAUAUUGUGCCCUAUAUUCUUUGCCCAUGCAAUCAUUGGUUCUUUCACCACCUCUUCCAUUCUAUCAAACGCUAGUAGGUAUUUGUAUAAUUUAGAUAUUAAUUUUCCUUCUGGGCCUAUCAAUAAUUUGUCUAGUUGAUUUGGUUCCAAAUCAAUUCCAAAUUCUUCCAUGUCUUUCUUACAUCUGGAUUGCAAUUGUAAAUAUGGCCACCUGUCAGCCUCUGCUUUAUUUAAGUGUAUUUCACCUACUAGACUGUUUUACUGUUUUAUUACUUCGUUAAAGGUUUUCUUCUUACUGAAUGUCUUACAUGAUUUAUGGAGGAGGAGGGAGGUUUGUACUGUUGCCAGCGUUCGGCUGACAUUGCAUGUGGGGGGGUGGGGAGAUAGUCUUUCAAACAGACGUAUUGAUGUAACGGGAGUUGCCUGCUUCACAUUCCAUCCCGAAGAUUGACAGAGGGAGAAUAUCAGAAGUGAAACUACACGUGGCCAAGGAGGAAGACGACAUUGGAUUAUGACUGUUUGAACUCUAGUGGGAGGAGGGUUCAGGAGGGGAUAUGAAGUCUAUGUUUUUAGUAUACUUUCAGUUCUGGUUUAGCUUUGUUUGCAAUCUGACGUGUUUAGUAAAAAUUACCAAUCUCUUCAACAUGAUGGAAUUGGGUCUUUAUUUUCUUAAACAUUGAUCUGAGGCAAGCUGAUACCACCAAUCUAUUGAUAUUCCCUGUUCCUUUAAUGUCUGGAUAUUUUAAAGUUUUCCCUGUUUGUCAAAUAUUGCCGUAUAUCUUGGCAUCUUACUUAUGUCUAGUGUAUUCAGGUGGAUCAUCGCCUCCAUAGUGGAUAACCAGCCAGGAAUUUUCAUAUAGUAUUUUUUCCUUAUGUCUUGCCAAUUCCGUAACAAUGCGUCUCUUAUUCUAUGUCUGUAAAAAUAUGAAUGCGUCUUACUUCCUUUAUCCUACAUGAAGGCGUGCCACCCCUUUUGUAAAUCAUGGCCUUCCAAUGCUAUGAUUCUUCUAUUAUUUAAAUUGACCCAUUCCCUUAUCCAAACCAAAGAUGCCAUCUUGUGGUAAAGUUCCCAUGCUGGAAGUCCAAAGCCACACUCGUUGCAAUCAGUUCAUUCUCAGUAAAAUAUACCUUUCUCUACAAACAGUGGAGUUGGGGGUUUUCUUUCUUGAGUUUUGAAAGGAGGCAGCUCCAGAUAUUCUACAUCAGAGAUUGUAUUCAGGAGGUUCUAACCAGUUAUGGAGAACCGGUAGUGGAAAUUUUGAGUAGUUCAGAGAACUGGUAAAAACCACCUCUGACUGGCCCCGCCCCAUCUAUUUUCUGCCUCCCGAGUCCCAGCUGAUCGGGAGGAAAUGAAGAUUACGCAAUUCCCUCCCCAUUCCUCCCCUGGAAUGGGGAGGGAAUGGAGAUUUUACAGUAUUCUUCCCCUGCCACACCCAACAAGCCAUGCCCACCAAGCCACUCCCACGGAACCCAUUACCCGCCUAUAUCUGUCUACUAAGUACCUACUUAGCCUUGUAAGUAACUGGGUCCCAAGUAUUUAGAUCUGUUUUCAAUUGUUUGAAUUAUAAACCCAGUUACAGUGGAAUUGCAGUUACCAUAGGUGCUCAGACAAGUUCACCUGGUGUUCCACUGUAGCUUAUUGAAACUCUUCCAAAGCUCUAAGUUAAAUACAAUCAAUUUAAAUAUCACCAGCGAUGCUCUGUGUGUGGGAUGUGGGUUUGUCUUUGGAUGACCAUGUGCCACAGAUUAAGAUGGAUGCUUCUUUGUGCUUCUGCCUUCUCCAAAUGCUAAAGGAAAUGGAGUCUGACUUCCCAGCAUGCACUUAGUUUGAACUUAUGGGUUGAUAGGUAAAAUGGGUUGGGUCAGCAUCAAACAAUAUACUUGGUCUUUUGUCUCUCUGGCCACUAAAUGAGCCACAAUAGUAUAUAAAAGUUAUAUGCUGGGGCAUGGCAGUAAGACUACUUAGGUAAUGAUGUUAACCUAUGCUUAAUGUUUUCCAGGUGUUCUUUUCCUAUAGGGGGAAAUAGGACACCAGUCCUAUUACAGAAAUAUUCCCAUAUUUUAGACUUUGAACAACCUCAGCUCAUUGUUCAAGCAAGAUUUAGGAAAUCCUCUUUCAACAAGAGUUAAAAUGUCAUAUGUAUAUAAAAUACCAUAUGUACCCACCUCUUCAGUAGGUGGCUCAGGGGCUAGGACCUUGAGCUUGUCAAUCGAAAGGUCGGCAGCUCAGUGGUUCGAAUCCCUAGUGCUGCCGUGUAAAGGGGUGAGCUCCCGUUACUUGUCCCAGCUUCUGCCAACCUAGCAGUUUCGAAAGCACGUAAAAAUGCAAGUAGAAAAAAUAGGGACCACCUUUGGUGGGAAGAUAACAGCGUUCCAUGCGCCUUUGGCAUUGAGUCAUCCAGCCACAUGACCACGGAGACGUCUUUGGACAGCGCUGGCUCUUCGGCUUUGAAACAGAGAUGAGCACCGCCCCCUAGAGUCGGCAAUGACUAGCACGUAUGUGCGAGGGAAACCUUUACCUUUACCUUUUACCCACCUCUUCUAGCCAUUUAUUGUCAGGCUAUAUUACACCUGUGCUUUUAUGACUUUUUUUCAGAUCUCUCUUGGCCUUCUACAUGGUCGUGCUACUCAUAUACUUUGGCCUCCAGAGCGUUGGCAAAAGUUACAACCCAAACUUUUUCCAGAACGCCAGCCUUUCCGAUGUGACCAGGAAUGACUAGUUUGGAUUUGUUAGAAAACUUAUAAUUGAAUUUGAUAUGACUAUAUGAAAUGGCUGAUGGUAAGGCUUUUCUUAAUAAAAGAUUGGUGCAAAUGAAAUACCUCAUUGCUUCUAAAGCAAUUCUGUCUUAAUUUUAACAUUUCAGCCACCCCAAAAUUCUACAGGGCUUGAACAUUUUAGUCUAGUGUCUUAAUUUUACAGACAAAAAUAUUUGUUUUGCUUUUUUUUUUCAUUACAAGUUUUAGGGUUUUCUUUUUCUCUUACUAUUUGUUUUUUCACAGGAUACUAGAUGUUACUACUGGAUGGUAAAUUUUAUGAUAUCAACAUGUAAUUCAUCAUUAUUUUAAAUGUAAUACUUUAUGUAUUUUAAUACUUUAGAUGGUAUAAUAAUUGUUUUGAAGGAACAAUAUUUCUAAUGUAGAAAACUGUGCCCUAGAAUCAAUUUUCUCAUAAAUACAUUUCAUUAAAUGUUGCUUUACUUGUUAUUACUGUCAUGAUUACAUUAAUUGUAUUUGCAUUGCAUUUUAAGGAUAUUUAAAAUCUCUAUUUCUAAUGUAGUCACUCACUGACAGAAUAAAUACAAUGAAUUGGAAUAUACUUUACAAAAAAUCUCUAGUCUUUAUUUUACUAAAUGUUUAAAUAUGAUAA